This is a messenger RNA of Acaulospora colombiana, 1151 nucleotides long. The record is from the annotation of a GenBank genome assembly. Lineage: Eukaryota; Fungi; Glomeromycota; Glomeromycetes; Diversisporales; Acaulosporaceae.
AUGUCUCCCACGAACGUGAAUCGGUGCCCUCUGGCGCUUUGGGGGAUAAUCAAACUUGCUACUGAGCAACAGAAUCGAAAUGGUCUCGAUCGGGUAUGCCAUUCUCCUAUGAACGUCAAGGGAAAUCCCCGAUGGACCACAGAGGCCGGUCAAUUGAGUUCGGAAAAUGAAUGGCGAGUCCUUGUUCGAGGGCUGGUCAAUUCAGUCCCACUUGGAUCCCCACUAAGAUUGAUGAGAGAUGCAAAAAAAUACCAAAGGAAAUUUGUACGUGGUACUAUGGAGGAACGCGCUUGGACGGCGCUUGCCCUGGUCAGUCCACACCACCCAUUCCCUCUACACCUCCUGCCUUCGUUACGCAGCGCACUGAUCCCAAAACCUCUUUGGCUUGUCCUGAAAGAUCUCUUUGUUACCAUCUGCUUUCUCAGGCUCAGAAUUUCAAAUCAUACAUAUGACAUACUCUCUUCAUCCCUGAGCGUGUAUGAAUGCUGGGAUUAUUCAGAUUCACGGCUUUCUAACCCGGUGGAUCAAAAGACGGCCUCACCAACCCGACCCCUUUCUGCGCCAGGGUCCCUCAAUCCACUGCGCCACAAUGUGGACCUCUUCACCGAAGGUUCGGCGAUUGAGAGGCCGGCGCGCCGCCGGGCAUGCUCCUCCGACGGGACAGCUAGCCCUCACCCCCCAAAUCUCCGAGGUGAUGCUUACCCAUCUUCAACCCCACGUACCAAACGCAUCAUUUUUAGAGAUUCCCGCUCCACCAUGAUUAGGUCAAUCCAUGCCAAUGGGACUAGACAGACGGAGAUCCCAAAGGAUACAAGUGGAAUUAGAAUCCUUAGCUUUGAUGGUGGAGGACCUGGCUGCUUCUCACAACUCAUUAUUCUGGACGAGAUAAUGUCUCGAGUCGCCCAUGACAGAUCUAUCGACAAGAAGCAAAUGUACCCAGCUGACCACUUUGACUUGAUGGGUGGCGUUGGCUUUGGCGCUAUUAAGGAUGCGAUGAAAGAGCUCCAUGCUUUGGGCAAGAAGCUCGAAACUGAAUCAGCCGGACGAAAGGAACCGCUCAUCGUUCAGCAUAGAGCCUACUGGAACGUUCUGAUCCUUCAGCAUCUCUUGGACCCCUAUCUUCAGAAUUUCGACCCCUCUCUGUGGGUCGA